UUGUAACUUGUCUCUUUAGCAAAGAUCUGGCCAUUUGAAAACUGAAAUGUUGAACACCUGUCUGAUACUGCUGACAGUGGCUACCACCACAGUUGUGGGCCUAAAUAUAGAAGCCACGCCUAGAACAGUGGAACCUGGGGUCACCAGGUACCUGACCAUCAAAUGUCUGGCACCAAAAGAGAGCACAUCGUCCAUGGAGAGCCUGAUCUCGUUGGUCAUCUCUAGAUCAGACGGUCCCCAAAAUGCCAUUUUCAAAGAACUCGCGUCAAUUAACGUUUUUCAUGUAGACGGUCAGGUCAUCCACAACGUCAAAGACAACGAAACAUCGGAAGGGAAAAUUGACAACAACGGUCUUUCAUACUUGACUCUAGUGUGGGAAUUCCCGGACACAAACAAAGCCGGAAUGUAUAUGUGUCAAGCUAAUGGUGUGGAUUUUUCCGGUCAUCCUGUUGUUAUAAAUACUACAGUCACCAUUCAGUCGGCUUAUCCUGGAGUGGACACAAUAGUAAAACAAGUCAGAAACUUGACCAUUCAAGUUGAGCAAAUGAACAUUUUACUAAACGGUGUUGAAAACUUCAGAGAAAUGUGGAUUGAUCGUUUAAAGAGAAUGAAAAGUGUUAUAUUUAGCUCGAAUUCGUUCUUCAAUGGUCAUCGCUAUUAUUUAUCUCACGCACACGAUACAAUAAUCGUACACGAAGUAUCAGCUGUCUGCGAAAUGUUUGGUGGUUAUUUGGUUGAAAUAGACUCCACAGAUGAAUUUACAUUUCUGGGUACAUUUCUGAAUAACCAUACAGAAUUCAAAUGGGUGUUUACUGGCGUUAAUGAUGAACAAAUUGAAAACCAAUGGGUCAACAAGAAUGCAGGCACUGUAGCUUCAAGUUACUUUCAGUUUUAUCCUGGUGAACCCAACGGCGGUCGUGGAGAGAACUGUUUGAGUGUAGACCACAGUAGUGGAUGGUCGAUGAUUGAUCUUCCAUGUAUCUUUAAAUGGAUUGCAUUUGGGUUAGGUUUUAUUUGCGAAAUUCCAGAGUAA
Physella acuta is the source of this 1033-nucleotide messenger RNA. RefSeq lists its product as uncharacterized. The record is from RefSeq and is a predicted model, not a curated record. Lineage: Eukaryota; Metazoa; Mollusca; Gastropoda; Physidae.